CCCCCCACUACUACCCCGGCUGCAGCAGCAGCUGCUGGAGAGAGAGCCAGAGCCAGAGGAGCGGCCCAGCACGACCUGUGCCAGAUAGGUUUCGGUCAUGGUGACGGGCGCUAGCCUUUUCCGCCGCGUCGCGCAACCAUGAGCCGAUGCGUGCGCUCGUUCGUUCUCUUCUUCUUCGUCUUCUUUGCUGGCCAGUUGGCGGCCGUCGUCUUUUGCGGUUCGCCCGAUGGGUCACCAGCCCAGCAGGGCAAUGAGACCAGUGACUACUACGCGCCUUGUCCGUUGUCUACCGAUGUAGACGGUGCCGUGUCGGACGAUGGAUUAUUGGCCCAGCAGCAGGACAGACGAAUGGCCUCUGGUGGCGGCGGAUCUGCCGCAUCGUCGCCGAGUUCAAGGGCCUCGUCGCCCUCACCUGCCCGGCUAAUGAACAUUCCAACCUUGAAGGAGGUGAGUGACCCCAACGCCAAUAGUAGACGACCUCGCAGGAAUGUUACCUUGUUGCCCAUCCUGGCCCUGCUCGACUUAUCCUCCAUGGAGAACAACCGAGGUCAAAUGGACAGCAGCGGCUUUGACGGGACCUCAUUGUUGAAAACGGCCCGAUUGGCCGUAGCUCACGUCAACGCCCGUCAACUCAUACCUGGCUUUCACCUCCAGUUGCUAGUCAAUGACUCCAAGUGCGAUUCGGGAGCGGGAGUCGACGCAUUCUUUCACGCUAUUUACACGACUAAGGACCCUCCAGUGUCUUUAGUCUCGACGUCGUCGUCGUCAACAUCCUCGUUAUUAAGCGGAAUCAGCGGGAAUAAGACAAGGACCAAGUCGUCGGCGUCGACGACGACUGCUGGCCGACCGUUCGUCAUGCUUCUCGGCCCGCAUUGCUCACACGUGACAGAGUCCGUCGCCAGCGUCACAUCCUACUGGAACAUCGUUCAGAUUUCACAUGCGGCAACGUCGGCCGGAUUGAGCGAUCGCCAGAAAUUCCCGUUCUUCUUCCGCACGGUGGCCGUCGAAUCCGCCCACAACGCCGCUCGACUGGCUUUCCUGCGCCACUUUCGAUGGGAUAGCGUUUCGUUUCUCGUCCAGAACGAAGACGAUUAUUCGCUGGUGAUCAACGAUUUGAGUGCCCUGCUGGAGGAUGCCAAUACGUCCGUGUCCAACAGCUUGACCUUCGCGCCCGACGAGCUGACAGAUACGCUCGAAAUCCUCCAAGCUCGCGAUGCUCGCAUUAUCAUCGGCAGUUUCGCCCCCUCCAUGGCGCUACCCAUCUUCUGCGAGGUUCACCGUCGCAAUCUUUACGGCGCCGAUCACGUCUGGAUACUUCCGGGAUCUGUUUUCGGAUCGGAUCGAUGGCUGGAGCAGUUGCAACAGCAGCACAGCACCGAGUCGGCCAACGGCACCUCUUGCAACAGUCGAUUCACCAAGAAGGACUUGAUGGCCGUCAUCGAAGGCAAUUUCUUCGUGCGGCCCUACCGCCAUCCAGUCAACAUCACCGACGGCUUCUUUCCAUCCUUUCAAAUUCCGACCAUCGUAGGCGACGAAUUUCACGGUGAGAUUUACGACGCUAUUUGGACGAUGGCACUAGCCUUGCGAGAGCUCCAGUCCGACUAUCUCCGCCAGCCGGCCAAAGAGCGGCCGUCCUUGGCCAACUUCAAUUACGCUCGCAAGGAUAUGGCCGAGCAGCUGAUGGCCAAGAUAUCAUCCCUGCGCUUUCAAGGGGCUUCCGGCUUAGUGUCCUUUUCGGGAGCCGAUCGUAUUGGGACAACAUCUUUAUUCCAAAUCCAAAAGGGCGUGGCUAGGCAAAUCGGACUCUUUCAUCCGGAUUUGGGAUUGGAAUUGAACGGGAGCUGGCCUGUCCUCUGGCCGCUGGGUCAACCACCAGUGGCCACGCGCAUCAUCAAAUACCGCAUAGACACCAUAGCUCCAACUGCUUUUUACACGAUGACUCUGCUGGCCAGCCUUGGAAUCGUCUUUGCGCUCAUCUGCCUCUCAUUCAACUUGGUCAAAAGGAAACUCAAGUACAUCAAACUCUCCAGCCCAAAGUUGAACAACAUGGCAAUCGUCGGCUCGUGCCUCAUAUACGGCGCCGUGAUCCUGUUGGGUGUUGAUCACGCCACGCUCGUACACGACUCGGGAUUUCCAUUCGUCUGCAUGGGUCGAGCCUAUUUCCUAUCGGCGGGGUUCUCGCUGGCAUUCGGCGCCAUGUUCACCAAGACCUUCCGCGUCCACCGCAUCUUCAGCAUGCGCAACAGCCUGCUCAAAAACAAGCUUCUGGCCGACAAGCAGUUGAUCGGUCUCAUCCUGGUGCUACUCUUAAUGGACACACUAGUCAUAGGAUUGUGGGUGGCCUUGGAUCCGUUCGAAAGACAUCUCUACAAUCUCGUUAGGGUUGUCAGCUCACUGGAUCGCAGCGUCGUCUAUCAACCGCAGGUAGAAGUGUGUCGCUCCAACAGGUCGUCCAUGUGGCUGGGAAUCCUCUACGUCAAAAAGGGAUUGCUGCUAGUCGCUGGUGUUUACAUGGCUUGGGAAACAAGGUAUACUGAUGACAAUUUGGAAACAUUUUUUUGGCUUUUUAUGGGAAACGUAAUAAACUUUUGGGUCGAAUUUAGAAAAGUCGCCAUUCCGGCGCUGAACGAUUCGCCCUAUAUUGGCAUGAACGUGUACAACGUCGUGUUGACUAGUCUCAUCGUCGUGUUUUGCGACUCGCUGCUAUCCGACCGGACGACGAUCAAUUAUUUGGUGGUCGCCACACUUAUUUUGACAUCGACUACGACCGCCCUCUGCCUUCUAUUUCUACCUAAAUUUCACGCCGUUUGGCGACAAACGCGCGACGGUGUUCCAAUAGAUCCAAUUUGCCACGGCACGGGAUUGAAGCUAGAAUUUAAUACGAGGAGGAUGGUUGUUGACGACCGAAAGGAGUUGUUGACUAGAGCUGAGAUCAUGAAUCGAGUUUACUUACGAGACAUAGCCAAAUUAGAUGCGGAGAUUCAGAGGCUCGAUCGAAUUCUGGCCAAAGAAUUCAAUUCCAGUGUGUCGACUCUGGAUGACUACAGCUCAGCGAUUCAGGCGGAAGUGACUCAGUUGUACGCCAUGUUGGAGCAGGAUCAGGAUCCGGCUGGCGCCGUCCGGAUACCGUCCGGAACGACUUGGGAUCUGCCGCGAUACUUCAACAAACUCAUCUCGAGGAGCUGCGUUUCUCUGGGUGAUUCACGUCAGGUGAACGCAACUUUAACGACGAACAGAGGGCGUCGCAAAUGUUCGACGGCCGUCGGAUGGGGCUCGGCCUCGUGUUUGAACUGCGGCAGGAGCGACGUCGUCCAGCAAAUCAACGCCAAAAGCUGUCACGCCGGUUUGAAAAACCACCAAAGCUCGUUGGUGACUUUGCUGAACUUGGCCGUGGACAGCUGCGGUUACGAGACCAUCUACCAACUUGUGGACAGGAGUCUACUGCUUACGGAAGAUGACGUCAACCAUGGGGCAACUACUGUCAGUCUCGCUCAAAAGUAUGUAGAUGAACCCGCCUACUUGGGCAGUGAAGAAUCGGACGAAGAAUCGCCCAGUCGAGAAGUUAUCGUUUCGUUCCAGUGGUGAACUUAAUUUGUUAAUCAUAAUCAGCAGCCGCAACAUUUUGAACAGUUAUAAAUAUUUUGGCUGUAAACCGUCCGGAAUUGAGAUGAACAAAUAUUGAAAUUAUGUGAAAUAAUAAAAACAAAGUAAUAUAUGUCAUAAUUUUGGAGCUACACAAAGUAAGUACGGUAAGAAAAUAAGAAAUCUGUUUUCAGAUCAAAUGGGUUAGAGUGUUUUCAUUUUGAAAACCAACAGAUCAAUCGACCAAUAAAAAUAUUGCUGCACGACGCGUUUCG
Molecule: messenger RNA, 3857 nt
Organism: Daphnia pulicaria
Lineage: Eukaryota; Metazoa; Arthropoda; Branchiopoda; Diplostraca; Daphniidae
Gene: GABA-B-R3
Product: gamma-aminobutyric acid type B receptor subunit 2-like
Exons: 17
Coding region: 139-3585 (1148 amino acids)
Biological process (GO): G protein-coupled receptor signaling pathway; gamma-aminobutyric acid signaling pathway
Cellular component (GO): membrane; G protein-coupled receptor heterodimeric complex
Molecular function (GO): G protein-coupled GABA receptor activity
Source: RefSeq, a predicted model, not a curated record